Fusarium oxysporum Fo47 is the source of this 702-nucleotide messenger RNA. RefSeq names its product mRNA splicing protein SME1. Gene Ontology annotation, molecular function: RNA binding. The transcript has 5 exons. Bases 176 to 466 code for a protein of 96 amino acids. Gene Ontology annotation, biological process: mRNA splicing, via spliceosome; spliceosomal snRNP assembly. Gene Ontology annotation, cellular component: U4/U6 x U5 tri-snRNP complex; precatalytic spliceosome; U5 snRNP. Lineage: Eukaryota; Fungi; Ascomycota; Sordariomycetes; Hypocreales; Nectriaceae. The record is from RefSeq and is a predicted model, not a curated record.
UGCCCCACCUCCGCCGAGAUUUUGGGUUGGUGUUUAGAGCUUCCACUUCGAUCUUGCGACAGCAGAAUCGCGGUGAUCAAACAAUCGAACCUUUCUACCUCCCAUUCCAACCUCGAUCCUAGACGCAAGAGCACCCUGAAUCAGUUUCUCGAUACUUUGCGCUCCUCCUCACAAAAUGACUGGUCGUGGUGGUGGCGGUGGUCGCCGUCUUAUGCUGCCUCCCAUCAAGUAUAUCUUCGAGCUUCUUCGAGAACACGCCACAGUCAGCAUCUGGCUGUACGAACAGCUCUCCAUCCGUAUUGAGGGCAAGAUCAGAGGAUUCGACGAGUUCAUGAACCUAGUCAUCGAUGAAGCUGUGGAGGUCAAGCAGGUCACUAAGACUAACGAGAAGGAGACCAGGAGACCUCUUGGUCAAAUUAUGUUGAAGGGAGACAACGUCUCAUUAAUCCAAAACGUCUCGAAAUGAACAACCUUGUAGCGGAACCUGGACUUGGAGUCGGUGGAAACAAGAGCGAAUACCCAAACCUGCCUGGCCCAAUUGAUGGCCAACGAGGCACUUUCUAGUCAUGGCACUCAGUAUCUCAUGAGUAUGUCGCUGCAAAUGGGUUGAAUGGCGCGGAGAAAGAAGACUUGGCCUGACCAUAGAAUUGCGUGUCUUGCAAAAAAGACACUUGUGGACCAAUAAACAUUGUACGCGUUUCA